AUGUGGGCCUGCAAGAAGUUGAAGUUUGAUUUAGCCAGUGCGGGGAAAGUUCGGAAGUUGCAAUUGAAUCAGCUGGUCGAAUGGCAAAGGGAUGCCUAUGAAAAUGCCAAGAUAUAUAAGGAUAAAAUGAAGAAAUGGCACAACGACCGCAUCAAUGACCAGACAUUCACCAAAGGCCAACAGGUGUUGUUAUUUAAUGCACGUUUGCGACUGUUCCCAGGAAAGUUGAAGUCUCGCUGGUCGGGGCCAUUUCGAAUCAAGUCAAUCUUUCCUCACGGAGCAGUGGAAUUAACAACUUUAGAUAGGAGCAGCGCAUUCAAAGUCAAUGGUCAGCGGAUCAAACCCUACUAUGGAGGCGACUUCGAUCGCUGCAUGGAUAACAUUGACUUGGGCAAGCAAGAUUAG
Benincasa hispida (wax gourd) is the source of this 405-nucleotide messenger RNA. Lineage: Eukaryota; Viridiplantae; Streptophyta; Magnoliopsida; Cucurbitales; Cucurbitaceae. The record is from RefSeq and is a predicted model, not a curated record.